AUGCUCGCUACCGAGCUCAGUGUUGCCAUGAAAAGAGAGUUUACAGCCAAGCAAGUGCAAGACAAGCUCGCCAAGAUGAAAACUGAAUGGAGCCUCUCGAAGCCCUCUCUUGCCGCCCCCACCGGGAACACUCCACUGGCGCUUGAGCCCUUGCACUACGAAGUCAUGCUUGAAUAUUGGGGCGAGAAGGUGGGCUUUCAACGGGAGUCACUGAUGAGCACUGAUGAUGUAUGCGACGAUGACAAUAGUGAGACGAAGCAAGAUCACUCCUCGAAUGAUGACGAAGAAUCGGCUGUGGUCGAUGAGGGGGCGCAGGAGCCAAAGCAAAAAAAUGAAGCCAUCGAAAAAAUUAAAGAAGUCAAGAUCAGCUUCGGAGUCCCUUGA
This is a messenger RNA of Aphanomyces invadans, 384 nucleotides long. RefSeq lists its product as hypothetical. The transcript has 3 exons. The record is from RefSeq and is a predicted model, not a curated record. Lineage: Eukaryota; Oomycota; Saprolegniomycetes; Saprolegniales; Verrucalvaceae. The coding region runs from base 1 to 384 and encodes 127 amino acids.